Messenger RNA from Solea solea (common sole), 5743 nucleotides. It is a transcript of the gene prkacab, whose product is annotated as protein kinase, cAMP-dependent, catalytic, alpha, genome duplicate b. Lineage: Eukaryota; Metazoa; Chordata; Actinopteri; Pleuronectiformes; Soleidae. The transcript has 11 exons. The record is from RefSeq and is a predicted model, not a curated record. Gene Ontology annotation, cellular component: cAMP-dependent protein kinase complex; nucleus. Bases 627 to 1682 code for a protein of 351 amino acids. Gene Ontology annotation, biological process: peptidyl-serine phosphorylation. Gene Ontology annotation, molecular function: ATP binding; cAMP-dependent protein kinase activity; protein kinase A regulatory subunit binding.
UUGCUCAGCGCUGUCAAAAUUAGCCAAUCUGUAGUCGAGCUCCAGCUGUCAAUCAACUCCCGGUUCCGAGUUGGGGAAGGCGUGGCGUUCUCUCGACUGGAGUUCCGUCAUCUCGCUUGUCUCCGGGGCUACGGGUGGGGGGGGCAAUGUUGAUUUGGGCGAAUUCCCACCGUUGCCGGACCCCGCCGAGGUUUAAUUUUAAAAGCUCGGUUCACUAACGAAAACUGGCAGGGUUUCGAUAGGGAAUAUCACACCCCUGCCUUCGGUGUCGUUAUUUCUCGGGCUGGGAGAGAGGUGGGGAGCCCAGGGUGGGCUCGCACGACGGGGGCAGCAAGGAGGGACAGGAUCCAGGCCAACUGUGACUGGCUCGGCCUGACAGUCCAGCAUCUGAGAUUCUACACCGUUAGCUUCCCGUGGUUUCGGGCUGUACAUCGUCUACCGGUGGCUGGUGACCGUGGAGCAAGUGGAGCCCACUGUCGUGGCGCCGCCGCCACCGCCGCAUCACGGAGCGCUUGAUACAUCUGGAUUUAAGGAAUAUCGUUCGCACCUAAUCGAGCUCAGACCGGCUUGAGGAGGCGGCAGGGCGGCCGAAAAAGCCACGGAUCGCCCGUUGUUAACUUGUCAUCAUGGGCAACGCGCCCACGGCAAGGAAGGGCAACGAGAUGGAAAGCGUCAAGGAGUUCCUUGCUAAAGCCAAAGAGGACUUCCUCAAGAAAUGGGAGAAUCCUGCACAGAACACUGCUUGCCUGGAGCAGUUUGAGAGGUUGAAAACCCUGGGCACGGGCUCAUUUGGUCGUGUUAUGCUGGUGAGACACAGAGAAACCGGACAGCAUUAUGCUAUGAAGAUCCUCAACAAGCAGAAGGUAGUGAAACUCAAACAGAUAGAGCAUACUCUGAAUGAGAAGAGGAUUCUUCAGGCUGUCAGUUUCCCAUUUCUGGUGCGGUUAGAGUACUCAUUCAAGGACAACACCAACCUCUACAUGGUGAUGGAAUAUGUACCAGGUGGAGAGAUGUUCUCCCAUCUACGGAGAAUUGGCAGAUUUAGUGAGCCUCACGCUCGGUUCUACGCUGCUCAGAUUGUUCUGACCUUUGAAUAUCUGCAUGCUUUGGACCUGAUCUACAGAGACCUGAAACCUGAGAACCUGCUCAUAGACCAGCAGGGCUACAUUCAGGUGACAGAUUUUGGCUUUGCCAAACGUGUAAAAGGUCGGACCUGGACACUGUGUGGAACCCCAGAAUAUCUGGCCCCAGAGAUUAUUCUCAGCAAGGGUUAUAACAAGGCAGUGGACUGGUGGGCGCUGGGCGUGCUUGUCUAUGAGAUGGCAGCAGGAUACCCUCCUUUCUUUGCUGACCAGCCUAUUCAGAUUUAUGAGAAGAUUGUAUCAGGGAAGGUGCGUUUCCCAUCUCACUUCAGUUCAGACCUGAAGGACCUCCUGAGGAAUCUACUACAGGUUGAUCUCACAAAACGUUACGGGAACCUCAAGAAUGGGGUCAACGACAUCAAGGGACACAAGUGGUUUGCCACCACUGACUGGAUCGCCAUCUAUCAGAAAAAGGUGGAAGCUCCCUUCGUCCCCAAAUUCAAAGGACCAGGCGACACCAGCAACUUUGACGACUACGAGGAGGAGGAGAUCCGUGUCUCCUUCACUGAGAAAUGUGGCAAGGAGUUUGCUGAGUUUUAGAGUUUAGAGGAGGCGACAGAGGAGGAAAGAAGGAAGUAGGGAGAGUCUAAGGUAGGCUGGUCAAGUGGGAGACCUGAGGAGAGAAUACUGUCUCCUGUCCAAUCACAAGCACCAGCUACAAAAAGAAAAGAAUGGGAUAGAGAGGGGAAAAAGCGCAUAGAGACUGAUAACCAGCAGUGUUGCCUUUUCUGUUGCAUUUUAUUUAUUAUUCUGUCUUAUUUAUGGACCUCUGUAAUGAACGUGUGCGUCAGAUUCAUUGGUGUCAGGAACCCCAUUUAUUAGAGUUGCCCCUGCACAUUUUCACCCACUAUUGCCACGACCCCCCCGCCCCUCCCCUUUUACUGUUUCCUUCAUCUUUUAUUCACGUUUGCACCACGGCAUCGCUAAAUCAGUCUGUUUCAGACCUGCAGCAGUCUGCACAUCACGCCAUGAAGCCCAGUGAAUCAACAGCGUUUCUUAGUUAAAGUUAAACUGACAACUAGCUCGCUUUGUACUUUUUGAGUGAGAGGACCAACGUGAGUGAACCUUUAGUCUCACACAUGUAUGCACUUUGGCUUAAAGGUCCAGUGUGUAAUAGUUGGCGACAACUAAUGGUGAGAUGGCAGAUUCCACUCACCCCUUCCAUAACCAAGUGGCCUACUCCUACGGUGGCCUUCGCAAACCAGAAAGGAUGCAAACGCUGUUUUACAACCCUUCACAGUCUUUCACUUUCUCCACUGUGUACGUCUUCUUCUUUGUUUUAAGCACGGGGUUUAUAUGGGGUGGAGUCCAGUGGAGGUCGCUGGUCUAUGAAACAGUGGACGCUCAAUUCAGGCCCAGUUAUUUAUACAGAAAGUCUGCGAGUCUGAGCAGCUGAGCAGUGAUUUAUGCAAUCACCGUCUCGCUCACCACAGUGACACAAGAAAAAACCGGUUCUGUGCUGCCUCACAGAGAUCAACUGAAGCUGAGCUUCUACUGGUCUCAAUGCGCCGUGCUGCUGCUGCGGCUAUGUACGAGUAGAAAAUGGUGUCAGACAAUCUGUGAUAAACAGCUGAUUCUGAGUGGACUAGUCAUAACGAAAGUUGGUCGAGCGAACUCUUAGUCAACAGUGCGUUUUUGACCAUUUAUUAUAGAGGCCGCUGUAGAGCAAUCGCCUCUGGCGGAGUCAUUCUUCUUCGUGUGUGUAAUAAGCUUCUGCUUCCAAAUGUGAAACACGCGCUCUGGCUGGUUUGUCCAUUCUGCAUUGCUGUAGAAACAUGGCUGCCUCCAUAAAGCAAGGCCAUAGCCGAAAGUGCACAGGAAAAAAAGGCUUAUUUUAAGACUAUGAAACCCAGAUGUUUUUGUUUCAAAGCAAUUAUACAUUCAGACAAACAUACUUAUGGGCAGUCUGUUCAAUUUCCUGCCAAUAAAUCCACCUAAAUGUUACACACUGGACCUUUAAAUGACUCUGUUUUGAAGUGAAGUCUUAAUUUUACCGUGAAUAUUUAGACAUGUACCCUGUCAUAUCAUAGACGUCACACAGUGGCAUGUUGAGGUUAAUGUUAAAACAAACACGGAUCAUGUGCUCAAACAAAUUCCAGUCAGAGACGGACGACGACCAAGAAAGUUAUUUGAGCUUAUUGUGUAAAUCCAUCGCUAACCCUCAGCAUAGCAAGGCUGUGUGCAUAUCUACAGCACUCAUUUAAAGUUUUUAAAUGUCAUUAGAUUCUAGUGGUACUAAUGAUGUCACGUCAUGCUAACAGACCAGGAAAUAGGGACAAGGAAACAUCGAGGGAAAUAUCUCAGUUUCAAUGGUGUUGUAAAGGAAACACCGUAUCACAGUGGUAUCUCAGGUUUGAACAUAUCAUUUAAUAGACAUUUUAAUGAGAUAAAAGCAUUCAGAUCAGUGAGUGAAGGAGGCAUGUUCGAUACUUAUUAUAUACAGUAGAUGCAGGAAUUUGAAGUCCCAGGGGGCUUGAAGUUGAAUAUGAGGGAAAAUGAGGAGUUCUGCUGAGUGUCUUCCACCGUUUUCCCCUUUUUCGAUGCAAUUUUGUUUUCUGCUGACUUUAACAACUCUCUGCUUGGUCCAAAAAAAAAAACCCAAAACACUUUUCUUUGCUUAGAGCUCACUUUCUCGUCAGGUUAAUUGUGCGUGUUGAAUCAACCAUUUGGCCCUAAUUCAACUGCAAGUGAAAGAGUACAAUACACAACAACAACUCUGGCGUUCUCAUGUCUCCUGAAGCUACAGUGGCCGAGUUCUUAAGCAGUGCCUGGAAAAGACGUCAUUGUAGGAUUUGCUCGGUCAGAAUAUACGAAUGAACACAAACGUGACACCAGUGUCUGUGACAUUAAAAUACACCCUUAACCCUUAUGAUUUCUGAUUGGGUUUCCGCUGCCGCGCUCUUGUUUUUCGCUCAUCGCUUUAAACUCGGGGUGUUCUUUUCAUUCACAUUUGUGUACAAAAUGUGUUCAGAUGAGGGGAAAAUGUAACGAGCCUUUUCUCCGAAUUACACGAAUGUGUAUUAUGUGUAGUUAUGUGUGUGUGUGUAUCCUCUUUGUCAUAUGGAAUGAUGUGUAAAAUGACUGCAGUUUUGCAGGAUGAGCUAAAGGAUCUGUUCCAGAGCAUAUUUAGGUCAAUGAAGCUCAGUGUCAAUGGCCGAAUUAAUCUUCUACUGCAGGAGCUGUGGGUCCAUAUUAAAACAACAUUCCUCCUCCUUUCUGUACAUUAUGUACAGUCAUGCAAUGUUGGAGUGUUGUGUGACCCCUGGAUCACUGUGUGAUGAGUGAUUUAAACAGAAACUAAUGAGGGAUAUGCACCAUGUAAGCACAGUAUCAGCUGAAUUAAUGGAUGUUUUAAAGGGCCAUUCCAGUGAUUUCUUAUUGCACUUCCAUAAAUGUGACACUUGUAGCCGAGGCCAAAUAUUCUUGAUUCUACAUCUGCUCAGUACUCUGUGGGUUUUUCUUUUUGUUUGUUUGUUUGUUGUUGUGGUUUCGUUUUUUUUUUUUUAAGACUCUCCAAGCCUCAGCUGAGACACCUGGAUGUUGGCACUUCUUUAUUUAUUUUUAUUUCCCCUAGUCUAUAAGACUGGGCCAGGACUAAUUGAUCGCCGAACACAACUGUAAAUUAGCUAUUACUCUGUGGUUCCCGUGAAUGGUCCUAUGAAAUUAACAUUCUCAAUGCAGCAGGUAUGCACAAAAAACAAAAAAAACUACUCGACAGCCUAAAAAUCAUAUCCUAAUGCAGAAUGCUCUGCUAAGUUCCAGUGUGUAAGAAUUAGUGACAUCUCAUGGGGAGACUGUAGAUUAGAACAAAUGGAGGACUCUCCACUCACUCCUCCUUUUCCCGAGCAUGUCAGAAAAUGACAGUGGCCUUCACCAUUAUCAUUUGUGCUUUUAAAAAAUGCAAAAGGAACAUCUUAGCUGGUUUUUGCGUUUGGGGCUGCUCGAGCAACGUGGCGAGGCAAGAUGGCAGCCUCUGUAAAGCUAGGCUUAAGUACACUUAAAAGGCAAUUAACUCUACACUCGUUUUGAUUUAAAGUGGCUAUACCCGUGUACAAACACACUUUGUUGGUAGUGUAUUUAAUCUAUUUGAAUACCUUUUCCUAAAUGUUACACACUGGACCUUUAACUCUCUUCAUGCUGUCAGCUGAAGUAUGGCAUAUUCCCAAAAAAAGAAUCACAAUGAAUGUAAGGAAACGAAAACAAAACGCAACUUGUGAGCAAUUGGGUCCUCUCCCCCGUUCACGAUCCAUCACUACUUCAUAUCCAGAGGUCGACCAGUGAGCACUGUUUGCACUUUUCCCUUCUAUACAAAAGGUGAACCUGCUGAAAACAAACAAACAAACACUGGCAGAUAAAUGGUGUCGAAAGCUGCAGGGUGGCUCCACCUACAUGUAGUUAGAUGCUCACUUGUAUGUUAUCUUAUUUAGAAACCACUUUAUUAUUAUUAUUACUAUUAUUGUUGUUGUUGUUGUUAUUAUUAUUACAUUGUACACCACUUGUUGUGACUUCACAUUUGCUGUAUUUCCUCCAUGUCGGAGUUCAGUGUUGACUCUCUCAUCAUGGACAAACUGUUUGAAGUUAUAAUACAAUAUUAUUCUGUG